Molecule: messenger RNA, 696 nt
Organism: Yamadazyma jaroonii
Lineage: Eukaryota; Fungi; Ascomycota; Pichiomycetes; Serinales; Debaryomycetaceae
Source: the annotation of a GenBank genome assembly
AUGAUAAGAUUUCAAUUGAAAAAAUCUUAUAAAUUAAUUCCAAAGAAUUAUUAUAAAUAUCCCAAAAUGAAUUUGAUGACAAUUUCUCAAUCAUUAGAUGAAAGUUAUGUUAAGCAUAAGAUUGUACCUGACAUAGUUGAUAAAUUUGAAACUCAAGGUUUAUUGACCAUUGAAUAUAAUGAAAAUGAUAAAGUAGCAUUGGGAAAUACUUUAAAAGUUGCUAAUACUCAACAUAAACCAACAAUUCAAUUUACUAUCAAUUCCCCAAACAAUAACGAUGAAGAAUUUGAAAUUCUGAAUGAUGAUAAAUUCACUUUAAUCUUAACUGAUCCUGAUGCUCCUUCUAAUAAUGAUAAUAAAUGGUCAGAAUAUUGUCAUUGGAUUAUUUCCGAUUUAUCCCUUAAUCCCACCAAAUCAGAAAAUCCUGAAAGUUUAAGUACCAUAAUAGAUUUUUCAAAGGGUAAUGAAAUUUUACCUUAUGUUGGACCAGGACCUCCUGAAAAGACUGGUAAGCAUCGUUAUGUUUUCUUAUUAUAUAAACAAGAUCCAAAUACCAAACUCAUAACUCCUCCAGAUAGACCAAAUUGGGGUACGGGAGUUGCUGGUUCAGGAGUAAGAGAUUGGAUUAAAAAAUGUGGAGGUUCAGCAAAAUUACUUACAGUCAAUUUCUUUUACGCUCAAAAUGAAGUUCAAUAG